This is a messenger RNA of Prionailurus viverrinus (fishing cat), 2030 nucleotides long. It is a transcript of the gene ZIC5, whose product is annotated as Zic family member 5. Gene Ontology annotation, molecular function: RNA polymerase II cis-regulatory region sequence-specific DNA binding; DNA-binding transcription factor activity, RNA polymerase II-specific. Gene Ontology annotation, biological process: regulation of transcription by RNA polymerase II; central nervous system development. Gene Ontology annotation, cellular component: nucleus. The transcript has 2 exons. NCBI's taxonomy places the organism in Eukaryota, Metazoa, Chordata, Mammalia, Carnivora, Felidae. Bases 16 to 1917 code for a protein of 633 amino acids. The record is from RefSeq and is a predicted model, not a curated record.
GAUUGUGUAGUUCUGAUGGAGCCCCCUUUGAGCAAGAGGAACCCGCCAGCGCUGAGAUUAGCGGAUUUGGCAACAGCUCAGGCCAGGCCGCUUCAGAAUAUGACAGGCUUCCCGGCGCUGGCCAGCCCGCCCGCCCACUCCCAACUCCGCGCCACAGCCACGCACCUCCGCCCUCGGGACCUGAGCUCUGACCCCGGCGUGGCCAUCACUCCGCUCGGACCCGAGCACAUGGCCCAGGCGAGCGCGCUCGGCCUCAGCCUUCCCUCAAAGGCGCUCCCGGCACAUCCCGAGGCGCCGGCGGCCGCCGCCCGCGCUGCAGCCUCGGUCGCGCACCCCGGCGCCAGCACCUACCUCGGUGGCGGGGGCAGCGGCCGCGCGCAGCCCUCCGCGCCCCCGCCCCCAGCCCCUCCUCUUCCUCCCUCCCCUUCACCCCCUCCUCCUCCCCCUCCCCCUCCUCCUGCCCUCUCGGGCUACACCGCCACCGACAGUGGCGGCGGCGGCAGCAGCGGCAAAGGCCACAGCAGGGACUUCGUCCUCCGGAGGGACCUUUCCGCCACGGCCCCCGCGGCGGCCAUGCACGGGGUCCCUCUUGGAGGGGAGCAGCGGUCUGGCACAGGCUCCCCCCAGCACUCGGCCCCGCCUCCUCACUCGGCUGGCAUGUUCAUCUCGGCCAGCGGCACCUACGCGGGCCCGGACGGUAGCGGCGGCGGGGGCCCGGCGCUCUUCCCCGCGCUGCACGACGCUCCGGGAGCCCCCGGCGGCCACCCGCACCCGCUCAACGGCCAGAUGCGCUUGGGGCUGGCGGCGGCCGCAGCAGCCGCGGCGGCUGAGCUGUACGGACGUACCGAGCCGCCCUUCGCGCCGCGCUCCGGGGAUGCGCACUACGGGGCGGUGGCGGCCGCUGCAGCCGCCGCCCUGCACGGCUACGGAGCCGUGAACUUAAACCUGAACCUGGCGGCGGCUGCUGCUGCCGCGGCAGCCGGACCGGGGCCCCACCUGCAGCACCACGCGCCGCCCCCGGCGCCGCCGCCGCCGCCGCCGCCGGCGCCCGCGCAGCACCCGCACCAGCACCACCCCCACCUCCCAGGGGCGGCCGGGGCCUUCCUGCGCUACAUGCGGCAGCCAAUCAAGCAGGAGCUCAUCUGCAAGUGGAUCGACCCCGAGGAGCUGGCCGGGCCGCCACCGCCACCGCCCCCGGCCGGCGGCGCCAAGCCCUGCUCCAAAACUUUCGGCACCAUGCACGAGCUGGUGAACCACGUCACGGUGGAGCACGUGGGCGGCCCAGAGCAAAGCAACCACGUCUGCUUCUGGGAGGACUGUCCGCGCGAGGGCAAGCCCUUCAAGGCCAAAUACAAGCUCAUCAACCACAUCCGCGUGCACACGGGCGAGAAGCCCUUUCCCUGCCCGUUCCCGGGCUGCGGCAAGGUCUUCGCGCGCUCGGAAAACCUCAAGAUCCACAAGCGCACUCAUACAGGGGAAAAGCCUUUCAAAUGUGAAUUUGAUGGCUGUGACAGGAAAUUUGCCAACAGCAGCGAUCGGAAGAAACAUUCCCAUGUCCACACGAGCGACAAGCCUUACUACUGCAAGAUCCGAGGCUGUGACAAGUCCUACACUCACCCCAGCUCUCUGAGGAAGCACAUGAAGAUUCACUGCAAGUCCCCACCACCUUCUCCAGGAGCCCUUGGUUACUCCUCAGUGGGGACUCCAGUGGGUGCCCCCUUGUCCCCUGUGCUGGACCCAACCAGGAGUCGUUCUAGCACUCUGUCUCCUCAGGUGACCAACCUCAAUGAGUGGUAUGUUUGCCAGGCCAGUGGAGCCCCCAGCCACCUUCACACACCUUCCAGCAACGGAACCACUUCCGAGUCUGAAGACGAAGAGAUGUAUGGGAACUCUGAAGUCCCGCGGACGAUACAUUAGAAUUUACUAGUAAUAAUAAUAAGUAAUAAGUGGGAGUCCUUGGACCAUAUCCUAACCUGAGACAAUGCCGAGCCUGAGACAAACCCUUGACUCAGACUUGCCACCGGGUCUAA